Messenger RNA from Hevea brasiliensis (rubber tree), 1307 nucleotides. Its product is annotated as protein PLANT CADMIUM RESISTANCE 8. Lineage: Eukaryota; Viridiplantae; Streptophyta; Magnoliopsida; Malpighiales; Euphorbiaceae. The coding region runs from base 137 to 877 and encodes 246 amino acids. The record is from RefSeq and is a predicted model, not a curated record. The transcript is spliced from 5 exons.
GAUAAGCACAGAGCCAGCCUUAAUAUAAAAAUGAUACAUUUCUGCUUCUGAUAAAAUGGAAGGGGCUUUUUUUUCAGUACACGAGAAGGAGAGGGCGCACAGGGAAAGUGAAAGGGAACCCUAGUUGAGUUUUGAGAUGGGGGAUUUGGAGAGUCAGGUGGUGGAUGGAAAGAUGGCUGUGGUGGAUGUGGAGGAGCAGGAGAAGGAUAGGCUUAUGGAGGGAAUGACAAUCUUGGAUUUUGAUGUGUUGUGUUCGACGGUGGCUUUGCAGACUCAAGGGAAAUGGAGGAAACUAGAAACUGCAGAUUUUGAUGCUAACGAUGCUAUUGGAGGGGAAUUUGGUGGUGUUUUUAGGAUGUGGGAAGGAGAAGUCCUUAAUUGCUUCGAUGACCGCCGCAUCGCUAUUGAAUCCCUUUGUUGUCCAUGCUACAGAUUUGGGAAGAACAUGAGACGAGCUGGGUUUGGUUCUUGUUUUCUUCGGGGAACUGUAUAUUACAUUCUUGCUCUUAGCGCGCUCCUCAACUUCAUUGCCUUCAUAAUCACCAAGCGGCGUUGCUUUCUGUAUUUGGCAGUUGCUUUUACCAUUUCAAUAGGAAUGUAUUUGGGUUUCUUCCGCACACAGAUGAGAAAGAAAUUUAAUAUCAGGGGUAGUUAUAGUUCCUUGGAUGAUUGCAUAUACCAUAUUUUCUGCUCCUGCUGUGCGUUAUCCCAGGAGUCCAGAACAUUGGAGAUGAACAAUGUCCAAUAUGGCACCUGGCAUGGUCGGGGUGACACAAUAUGCAUAGGUAGUUAUAGUGAAGGAAACAAGGCAAUCUAUGAACUACACCCGCCUCCUGUCGUCUCAACCAAUUCCUCUGAUAUUGGUGACCACUCUUGACCUUGGGAAGUUUGGACUUUUGGAUACCUUGAUCCUCAGUCUCAAUCCAGACUACAUUUACAUGAUAUUGGCGUUCCACUCGAUUGUUUUGAAGAGAGAGAUUAACUGCAGGCCAGGUGGGACUUACCUGCGAGAUUAGCUAUCAAACUGAAGCGUAAUCUUUGCUGUUCUACUUGAGGCCACUGCUUGUUUGGAUCAGGAAAAAUGAUCUGUUCUGAUGUAUUUUAUGAGGAAGAUGUUUGCUGUCCAUGUGAUGGGCUCUGCAGAGAUUGUAUUAAAACAAGUGUGGCCUUACUAGGGGAGACCCUCUUGCUUUAGAUGCUUAGUGGUGGAAAAUUGUUGUCGUUGUAUAUUUAUUCUGUCGAAUUUGCGGUAGCCUCAUUCAUCUCCACACGCUGAUUUUGGAGUCUUUGAUUUCGGUUUGGUUAAA